Zea mays is the source of this 1130-nucleotide messenger RNA. Its product is annotated as regulatory protein RecX family protein. Lineage: Eukaryota; Viridiplantae; Streptophyta; Magnoliopsida; Poales; Poaceae. The coding region runs from base 76 to 915 and encodes 279 amino acids. The transcript is spliced from 6 exons. The record is from RefSeq and is a predicted model, not a curated record. Gene Ontology annotation, biological process: regulation of DNA repair.
AAACUGCCGCAAUGCCGCUCUCCUAUCCUUCGGCCGCGUCAGUGCGUCACGCUAGUAGCCGGUAGGCCCCUAGGGAUGUCCAUGGCGGCGAGCCGCCGCCUCCUCCAUCUCCUGCCGCGGCUGGAGCUGUGCCUGCGGUCCCGUGCGCUUAGCAUCCCCUUGUCUUCGCGGGCACAGGGGAUGGCUCGUCGGAAGCUUGUGACCUGCCGACAAGGUGCUUUCGAGCAGGGGAAUGCAGCGAGGGAUAAGGCCGUGCCGAUUCCAGAUAAAGUGCUCCGUCAUUGCAAGUACGCCAAUGGCAGGGCCCUAGACCUAGAGCCCAUUGAAAAGAACUUCGCCAACGAGUCUAUGCAAUUUUCUUUCGAAGAGGAGACUGACGAUAUGGUGUGCGAAAUUAGCGAAAGCGUGGUGCGGGAUGUGGAGAAGGCUGCAAUUGAAUUGCUUGCUGCCAGAGCUUUCACUGUCUCUGAGCUUAGGAAGAAACUACGAAGUAAGAAGUAUCCUUUUGAUACAAUUGAUGCCGUGAUUGCUAAUUUCAAAUCAAGGGGUUUGUUGAAUGAUGGUUUUUAUGCUGAAUCAUUUUCGCGAUCCCGGUGGCUAACAUCAACAUGGGGUCCAAGGCGAAUAAAACAGGCACUUCACCAAAAAGGUGUCCCAGAGGCAGAAGUAGAUCAGGCAACGAGAAGAGUGUUCCAGGAUGGCGACGACUAUGGAAAGGAGGCAACGUUCGGCAUGUCCGAAGCUUCCAUGGAUCAUCUGUUUGCUCAGGCGUCCAAACAGUGGCAGCGUGCGCAAAGCUUGACCCUGGAGAGCCGACGUGCGCGCAUGGUGAGGUGGCUUCAGUACCGAGGGUUCAACUGGGCUGUGACCAAUGCCGUUAUCAGGAAGCUGGAGGCUCAGCACCCUCCACCCUGACUCUUCUGACUAGACUAGGUGUGUGUCCGUGCGUUGCAACGGGUGUACGCUGGGAUGAGUAUAGACACAUAUCUAAUCGGAUCUUAUAUUUCCUGGGGGGGUCUGUAGAAAGUUUACUCGAAAGCCAAAUAUGUUAAGACCUGAACAUGUGUUACCCUUAUGUCCCAUCAGCAUACUGUUCCACGCUUGUAUGAGUCUUGUUAAUUUGCAUGCCU